CGAAGAAGAGCUAGGCAGCAAAAGCAAUAACAAACACACCUAACCCCUAGUUUAACGCAAUUUAGGGAAACCGAGCACACAGGAAAAGCAUCUCCUUCCAGGAUUGACGAGAAAGGAGAUAAUUUAUAUGAAAACUUUUUUUUUUACACGGUGACAAACCCAAGUGAGACGACGGGGAUUACAUCACAACGUUUACGGUGGCGAUAUUAGCAGGAUACUAAGUUCAGCUGUGGGGGAGCAGCGAUGGCUCGCCUCGGUGUGUCAGCGGGCGCUCCUCUGAGUGUCCUUGUGUUGUUCUUUGGCUGCGUAAUGGUACCCUUACCCACACAUGCCUAUAUCUAUGCUCAUUAUAACAACAGUACCUCCAUGUUGUUCGAGGACCUCCCGGCCUUGUUUGGCUCCCCACUUCCUAAGGAUGGAAUAAUGGGAGUUCUGACUGUGACCCGUCCUCUAAAUGGCUGUACAAUAAUAGACCCUCCGCCUGCAUUGCCACCAAUGUAUGAUGCCAACACUACCAAAUUCAUCGCACUUAUCCGGCGCUAUGACUGCACUUUUGACACUAAGGUCUUGAACGCACAGCUGGCUGGAUACAGUGCAGUGAUCGUCCACAACCUGUACUCUGACACUCUGCUCAACAUGAACUACAGCAAUGAGACUAUGGCCGAAGCUAUUGACAUCCCCUCUGUGUUCACCAGCUACUAUGCCUCCCAAAUUCUCAGGAAUUUCAUAAUUCCAGAACAAGGGGCCUAUGUGAUCCUCAAGCCAGAGUUUGCGUUCCCGCUCUCGUACUACCUUAUCCCCUUCACUGGAGUCGUUGGCAUGAUUAUUCUUGUGAUGUGUGUCGUCUUGAUUAUACGAUGUGUACAGUACCGAAAAAGGAUGAGGAAAAAUCGUUUGUCCAAGGAACAACUGAAGAAGAUUCCAAUCCACAAGUUCACUAAAGGGGACGACUACGAUCUGUGUGCGAUCUGCCUGGACGACUAUGAAGAAGGAGACAAACUGCGAGUUCUACCCUGUUCACACGCCUAUCACUGUAAGUGUGUGGACCCGUGGCUCACACAGACCAAGAAGACCUGUCCCGUGUGCAAACAGCGCGUCACUCACAGCCCCACGGAGCACUCCGAGUCCGAGUCUGAGGAGGAGACAGGAGGUCGGGGGGAGGAGGAAGGGGGCGAGGGAGACUCUGAGCGCACUCCUCUGCUGCGACCCUCCAACCCGGGGUCCCCCUCAGGGAGUCCAGGGGUCUACUCAGCCACCACCACCACCACCACCACCACCGCCCAGUGCCUCGUCUCCCCUGCCCACUGCGACUCCCCCAUCCUGGUGUACGAGGGCUACCACUCCACCCUGGAGGACUCGGAUUCAGAGAGUGAGGACGCAGCGGAGGACCUCCACCACUCUGAGGACGACACCACCCGGCUCAUCGACAGGGACACAGUGGAGGUCUGAGGGGUCUGUGUGCUCUCACAUCGUACUUUAAAGAUAGUUUGUGGUCAGCUAGAUAUUUAGCUUAACAUAAUGUCUUACCCACGGGAGGUCUACGUGUUAGUGUCAAAGCACAGGAAGCACUUGAUGAGUUUUACCCACAUCCGCCAGUGAGCAUCAACCCAGUUUUUCACACACUCCAGGACUCCUAUAUUUGUCUGUGGAGCUCCUUUUUAAAUGCAUGUUUUAAUCAUAACUUGCGUGACCUAACCACUAGUGCUGCACAUAAAUACUGGGCCACUUAAAUCAACUGUGCUGUCAAAAUAAGAGCGUGACUCAAAUAGGUAAAGCCUCAGUUGAUAAACAGAAAAAAUGGUGGUUUCUUCGAGUAAGUUAGUGAAGUUUGACACACUCAAUAUUAACCCUAAUUGCUUUAUAUCUGCAGCCCUUUUUUACCAGCUUUUUGUUUUCGUCCUAACAUGAAUGUGCAUGUGAAGGGAAAAUGUUUGUCUCCAUUUUAUCUCUUACUACGCUCAACCUCUCUUUUCACAUUGUUAAAGCUAUAUUUCAGUUCUUUGAAAUGUCCGUUUUUUUUUCGUGCUAAAUUUCCACAGUAAGUCACGCUUUAAUAGAAUAUUGCAAAAAUGUUAUACAUUUCUGCUGCUUUUACAUUUUUAUUCUAAAUUACUCUGUGGUCAGUUUAAGGAACAUAUUUGUAGCUGUAUGUAGUUUGUCACGUUGAACAAACUCAGGUUUUAGCAACAGAUAAGAGGUCAGUCACUAAAGGAAUAACAGUGAGAUUCAACAACAGUAGGUCUUAUAAUGUGUACCUUUUAGCUUUUAACGAAAUAUAGGUUUCAAUGGAUGUUUUUUCCAUUUUUAUAUACGAAAAAAUGAUAAUUUGUUUGACUGUGGGACCCUGGAGGUGUUUUUAGGAAUAAGAGCAUUGCCUCUAUGUUCAUGUGUCCGCUAAAUAUUUGGGAAAUGAAGGAACUGGAUUAACACCCCCCCCCCCUUGACUCAAAGCGGCAAUACUUAUGUAAUACUGCUGGUAAGAAAACGAUGAUUUAACCCCCCUUGAUACCGAUGUAUAUCAAAGGUUUUUAUAGUGAAAAAUACGAAAGAGACAGCCAUGCUUUGUGCUAGCAAAACCCAAACUGCUUGAUUUGCACCCGAACAUUUGGACAAUCUCAGAGACUGUCAAACAACGAAUGGCUUAUUUCUCUGUUUUAUAAAAGGACCAGGAUUAGUUGUGUACUGCCAAAUGAUAUACAGAACAGUAGAAACGUAAAAGAUGAUGUGGUGUUACUGCAUUUAUAACUGGAAUUUUUGUUUUUAAUGUAUGGGUGUGGACAUUUUUGACUGAAAACUGAAAUGUAAUUUAAGGUGACUGUCAUCUUUGGUAUAAAUGUUCUCUUCCACCUUAAUCCUAAUCCAAAUAAAUCCUGCUAUGUAAUCUCAACUACCACGUCAGACGGGGGGCAGAACAAAACCCCCUAAAACACCACAACAACUUUAUAACACACUGUUAAUGAUUCGGAAGCGCUCUGUCAAAGGAUGUGUUUUGUUUAUUAAACGGGAAUCAGAAAUUAUAACAUUCCUCCUUUAUAUUCUACUGAUGAUUAAAAGACACUUUGAUUGGGACUUUUUGGCAAUAGUCUGUAUUGUAAAAUGGAACCGUUUUUCUCCUAUUUCCAGUAUCAAAUGAAUCUGUACUGUGUUUAGUUUUUUUGUGUUGCUUUUAAUGUCUUGAUAUAAGAGACUGUUAACUGAAACGUCUGUGUUCCUAGUUUAUCACACACAAACAAAAAUAGAUGUACAGUGUCAAUUAUAAUUUUCAUGUAUAAAGCUGCCAGGUUUGAAAAUAUGUAGGAUGUCUAAACACAGUCUGUGGAAAUCUGCAUUUAAUGUGUGGUUUGUGGAAGAUUAAAUGGUAUUGAAAUGGGA
Notothenia coriiceps (black rockcod) is the source of this 3372-nucleotide messenger RNA. RefSeq names its product ring finger protein 167 (gene rnf167). The coding region runs from base 244 to 1449 and encodes 401 amino acids. Lineage: Eukaryota; Metazoa; Chordata; Actinopteri; Perciformes; Nototheniidae. The transcript has 11 exons. The record is from RefSeq and is a predicted model, not a curated record.